Molecule: messenger RNA, 771 nt
Organism: Verticillium nonalfalfae
Lineage: Eukaryota; Fungi; Ascomycota; Sordariomycetes; Glomerellales; Plectosphaerellaceae
Exons: 3
Coding region: 1-771 (256 amino acids)
Source: RefSeq, a predicted model, not a curated record
AUGAGUGAUACGACAGCUGUCAACAAAGCUUACUUUGACGGACUAGCGUCCGAGUAUGACCGCCGCUUCGAGAAGACCAUCAGUCAGCUCGUCAAGGAGAUCCAGAAACGCCGAGACUUCAUCGGCAUUGACUGGGUUCAGGAGGACAGUGAUGACGAAGAUGACAAUGGCGAUACGACCGAGUCGUCUGUUGGCGCUGGCAAGACGGUCAAACUGCUCGACUAUGCUUGUGGCACCGGACUUGUGUCGAGGGGCCUCUCUGCCAACGAGAUGCGAGCCUACCACGGCAACCUGAUAGAUCCAUCGGAUCCUAGCCCUACAGCCCUCGCGGGUGCUGACUUCUCCGGUUUCGACCUCGCCGUUGUGGGUCUCGGUUUCCAUCACUUCGACGAUCCGGAGUACGCCGCCAAACAGCUCGUGGCGCGCCUCAAGCCCGAUGGCGUGCUGCUGAUCAUUGACUUUUUCGAGCACGGCGACCACGGGCACGCGCAUGACGGCAAGCAUGGCCAUGGUCACGGUCACGGUAAUGGUCAUGGUCACGACCACGAGCAUGCCCAUCACCAUGGCAAGCCUGCCAAGGCAGCCACGGAACGUCCGGCCAACGGCGUCAUGCACCACGGCUUCUCGGAAGAGCGCAUGCGGGCCAUGUUCGAGGGUGCCGGCGCCGGGACGAAUUACGCGCUGCAGGAGGUCGGUAGCGGCGUCGUGUUCCACGGCGCAGAUGAGGACCGAAAGCGGCGUGUCUUCAUGGCUCGGGGCACCAAGGCAUAA